GUUUGUGGAAAUUUGUUUCCUUACCAGGAAUGUGGUGAAUGUCAACACGUUACAGUGAUUUGUGAAAUAAAUUUAUUACAUUGUAAAGUUAUUACAAUAUUUUAAUAAGUGAUAAUUGGAAAGUGAAGUUUCAUAUAAUUAAAUAUGAACGAAAGUCUGUUGAAAGAAAUACAAUAUCUGACACGAUUAAUAGAAAAUCAUAAAAAAAAGUCGUUGGAUACAUUAUGUUGUGUGGAAAAAGAUAUUACAAAUCAAAAUUUAAAUUUAGCACAGACAGAAAAGUAUGCAAGUGCACUUUAUAAAUCUCAAUUGUCCAAAAUUUCUAAUAACAUUUCAGGCAACGAAUUGACUAGUACCAAUGUAUACAUUAAUCCAAACUUUAAACCUCAAAAUUCUGCUAUACACAUUAAUCCAAAACUCCGUAUGAAAUCUUUGGUUCAUAUUAAUCCAAAAAUGAUGAAUAAUGUCAUAAAAUCUAAUGAAAGUGUACAAUGCAAUUUGGUAAACAAAACAGCAAAUGCUAAACAAAGUCCUGUGCAAAAUUCUAUAAAAAAAUCGGUACAUGUUAAUCCAAAAUUAAUGAAAAAACUAUCUUCCUCUAUACAACCGAAACCAGAGGAGCAUAAGAAAAUAGUAAUACAAAAUAUCACACAUCCAGUGUGUUCAAGAUUAAAAUUUGUUAAAAGUACAAAUUCUCCAAAGGCUACUCAAAGUCAAAAAAAAGUUAGCAAUAAUAACAUUUUAAUUUUAUCGCGUAGAAAACUUAUACGUGUGAAACGAGGAUCAAGAAAAUCAUUAAAUACUUCUCAAAUAGAACUUUGUAAAAUUAAGAAGUCUUCGACUUCAUUGGUAAAAGCUGUGAAACCAAUAUCUCAAAAAGUUGUAAGAACAAAAUUAUCAAAUGCUUCACAGCAGUUGAUAAAUAGGAAUUUUACUCUAAUAAAAUCAUCAAUGGUGAAACCUAAAAUAAACAAGUAUAGAAUUGAUAGAACCAUACCAAAAGCAAACAACAAAGAAUAUGUAGGCAUUAAUCGAAAAAAGGCUGUGAAUAAUAAAAUGCAAUUAGUAACAAUUGGAGGAAUUGUUUAUAAAUCUUCUAAAAAUCAGUUAGUACGUAAUAGUUAUGGAGUAAAAAAAAAACGAACAUUAAAUUUAAAAGCUGAUAAAUUUGUUAUUACUACUAAUGGAAAAAAAUUACGUAGAAUAAAAUCUGCAAAAGAAAUGUCAGAAAAUCCUAAUAUGAAAGCAUUUUAUACAAAUAAAUUUAAAUUGUCAUCUAACAUAUCAAAAACAAAUUAUAAAACCAAUAUAAGCAAUAAAGUCAAACAAAAAAGUAUACAGAUAUUGCGUAAUAAAAUGCAAAAAAAUAAUCAACCCUGUUUGAUAUUUCAAAGAUUUGGAUACUGUUCAAAUCAUACAAAGGGAACUUGCAUAAAACGCCAUGACAAAAAACAAAUUUCUCUCUGUAAAAAGUUCCUUCAAGGAAAUUGUUUACUUGACAAGUGUCCACUAUCUCAUGAUGUGGGUCCUGAAAAAAUGCCAACUUGUAAAUACUUUUUAGAAGGUUGCUGUACACGAGACGCCUGUCCUUACCGCCAUGUCAAAGUUUCGUCCAAUACUCCAAUUUGUAUUGAAUUUUUACAAGGAUACUGUGCCAAAGGUAGUGAUUGUAAACAACGGCAUGAAAAUUUGUGUCCCGAAUUUGAGAAAACCAACAAGUGCAGCAAAGCAAACACUGCGUAUUUCUCCAGCAGUAUGAAGAUGGCGUUCAAAUCUCCUGAAGACUAAAUUUGCGCCAAACGCUUUGCGCGCUUUUCCAAAAAGGAGAUUUUCUUUCAUAAUAAUAAUACUAAUUUUUAAAAAGUAAACAUAUAUGUGUUUAAGUAAAUAUUGUUAUAUACAUUACUUUUAUAUCUGUAUUUUGACUGCCAUUUUGUGAUUCAAAAUAUUUGUAUUUGUUAUUUGUACUUAGUGCCAUGCGAUUUGAAUUUGGCGCCAUAUAAAUUGAACUAAUACGAUGCAAUUUGAAUUUGGCGCCAUACAAAUUGAACUAAUACGAUGUGAUUUGAAUUUGGCGCCAUAUAUUUAAACCUUUUUUUCCACGUCCGUUUGUUUGGAAAAAAUAUUCAAAACCUUACGGAAGAAUUUAUUUUAUUUAUAGAUACACUUCCGAAAUCACAGAAAUUUAAAAAGAAUUGUUGUUCAUAUGGUCCAUUGUUAACAAAGUCUACAAAAUAUUUAAAAAUAAUUUCAAAUACUACUUUCGAACAGUAAAAGUCUGUUAACAAAUAGCGAGGCACUUGAAAAGAACCUUACAAAAAAUGGUCUGAAAACAUGGCUCACAAGUAGCUGCGAAUUUGUUAUUUUUUGCAUUGAUUUAAAAGUGAUAUACGUGUGGAGUUGAAUUUUCUUUCCUCUUACUUCAUGCACAGUAUAAUAUAUAUACAAUAUGUAACAAAUAACGUUACAUAACAGAAUGUCUAAACAGGUUUAUUUUUUAAUAAAUUGACAAAUUAUAAAUGUUAUGGUAAUAUAUUACCAUUGCUAAAAACAGAAAGACUAACAAUUGCUUUUU
Megachile rotundata (alfalfa leafcutting bee) is the source of this 2575-nucleotide messenger RNA. It is a transcript of the gene ZC3H3, whose product is annotated as zinc finger CCCH domain-containing protein 3. Gene Ontology annotation, cellular component: nucleus. Gene Ontology annotation, molecular function: metal ion binding. Lineage: Eukaryota; Metazoa; Arthropoda; Insecta; Hymenoptera; Megachilidae. The record is from RefSeq and is a predicted model, not a curated record.